UUUAUACAGGUUUUCCCCCUUUUCUGGGGAGGUUUAUUCUUCUUCGUUUUUAUCGGCAAAUUUUAGUUUUCUCUCUCUUUCUUCUGGGUUGUUUUCAUCUCUGGGUUUUGUUUCUCGAGAGCAAAAGGUUAUCCCCUUUGCUAUGUUUUUCCUCUGUUUCAUUCAGUCCCUCUGUUUUUCUUCUUCUCAGUGAAUGAGAAAAGCUGUCGAUUGUGUUACCAAGUUGGUAUUGCUUAGCCCUUUCCAUUUACCAUUAUCAUCCUGUUUUUGAUCAACGAUCUUUACACAGUUGCAGCAUGGUUAUAAUGGAUCUGAAAGCAAAGAAAUCAUCUAGUGAGGGUACGAUGAGUGAGAACAACAAGAAGUUUUGUACUGAUUGCAAAACCACAAAGACUCCACUUUGGAGAGGUGGCCCCGCUGGUCCCAAGUCACUUUGCAAUGCAUGUGGGAUCAGAUACAGGAAGAAAAUAAGAGCAAUGUUGGGUUUGAACAAGGGAGAAGAGAAGAAGAAAAAGAAAGAGAUAUCAGAUUCAGCACACAUCAGCUCUAUUGCCACUUCAAAUGAUGAUUGUAGUAAGAAGCUUAAUGGAAACUUUAAUGGACUUGGUGACAAAGUGAAGAUGAGAUUAUAUGCUUUGGGAAGCGAAGUUCUGUUGCAAAGUUCAUCAUCAUUAUCUGGGGUGGUGAAGAAACAAAGGUGCCAGAGGAGAAGGAAGUUGGGAGAAGAAGAACAAGCUGCUAUUUCUUUGAUGGCAUUGUCUUGUGCCUCUGUUUUUGCUUGAACCAUGAAGAGACAGAGGAGCCAAAAAAAAAAAACAAAAACUAACCCGUAAAGUUCCUUUUUUUUCAUCGACUUUUCCUGGGUUUUUUCCCUUUGCCUUUUCUUGUUACUGAAAUGAAAAAUACCCAUGUUCUGGACAGCUGUUCUGUUUUUUCCUC
Hibiscus syriacus is the source of this 939-nucleotide messenger RNA. Its product is annotated as GATA transcription factor 15-like. Gene Ontology annotation, biological process: regulation of DNA-templated transcription. The coding region runs from base 297 to 782 and encodes 161 amino acids. Gene Ontology annotation, molecular function: zinc ion binding; sequence-specific DNA binding. The transcript is spliced from 3 exons. Lineage: Eukaryota; Viridiplantae; Streptophyta; Magnoliopsida; Malvales; Malvaceae. The record is from RefSeq and is a predicted model, not a curated record.